This is a messenger RNA of Fundulus heteroclitus (mummichog), 1464 nucleotides long. Its product is annotated as granzyme K-like. The record is from RefSeq and is a predicted model, not a curated record. NCBI's taxonomy places the organism in Eukaryota, Metazoa, Chordata, Actinopteri, Cyprinodontiformes, Fundulidae. Gene Ontology annotation, molecular function: serine-type endopeptidase activity. The coding region runs from base 676 to 1344 and encodes 222 amino acids. The transcript is spliced from 5 exons. Gene Ontology annotation, biological process: proteolysis.
AGAGUCAGAAGCAGACGAGGUAACCAGCAAUAGCAGGCCAAGCUGAGAAUCCAAACAGGUCAGAGCAGGCAGCGCACCGAACGCUGGGCACUAGCUCACACGUGGCAAAGGAAACAAUCUGGAGCUGACUGGCUGUUAGAGGCAAGUUUAAAUAGGCAGUGAUACAGGUGGAAUGAUUUGCAGAUAAUUAGAAACAGAGCAGGUGAAGCUGCUCCACUAAUUGGCAGAGUUGAGCAGAGCAGAAGGUGGAAAACAAUCAGCCAGCCCAAAAAAAACAACAAACAGACAGGCUGCAUGACUGAACCUUUUCACAUGUUGUUCCAUUCUGACCUAAAGCCUGUUCUAGUCUAGGUUAACUUUCCACCAUAAGUCACCACAGUGACAGACCUAGAAACCCACUUUGUUAUACUGAGAAUCUAAAGUCUAUACCUGAAGUUACCUCGAUAAACUCCUAAUGCUGCAUCAUACUACACGGCAGGCCCCUGCAACGAGGGCUGAGUCAAAUCCCAGUCCUCUAGUCUAGGGCACGAGUCCUCCAUGUUUCAGGAAGUCACCUGGUUCAAAGCAUCAUGGAUCAUUUCCGUCCAUCAGGAGAACAUGUUGAUGACAGGCUGAAAAGGUUAUGGUUCUGAGAUCAUUGAUGGAGAAGAAGUCAAGCCCCACUCGCUGCCCUUCAUGGCUCUGCUGCAGUCAGGCAACUCAGUCUGUGGAGGAAUAUUAAUUGAUCCAAAAUGGGUCCUGACUGCUGCACACUGCAAAAACAUUAAAACUGUGACACUGGGGGUGCACUCCAUCAAAGAAAAGAAAACAGAACAGGAGUAUAGACAAGUCCGUAAAGUGAAGACAUACAGGCCUCAUCCCUGCUUUGAUCACACUGAAAAAGUCAAUGACCUCAUGUUGCUCAAGCUGGACAAGCCAGUAAAGCAAACCAAGUGGGUCAGAACUCUCCAGCUGAAUAAUGUUGUUGAAGAGCCGGAAGCUGGCUCCCUCUGUCUGGUGGCUGGAUGGGGAGCAACAGACAAAGAUGCUAAAGUUGGUUCAGAUGUUUUGAUGUCUGCUAAUGUUACUGUGAUCGACAGAAUGAAGUGCAACUCUGAAAAAUAUUACAACCUUGACCCUUAUAUUAAUAAGCACAUGAUAUGUGCCGGGUCAAAUGGGAAAAACGAAGCUGACACCUGCCAGGGGGAUUCAGGAGGACCAAUAAUGUGCAAAGGAGUUCUUGUCGGAGUCACAUCUUUUGGAGAUGAAUGUGGAUCAGUAGAGAAGCCUGGAGUCUACACUUUCCUGUCAGAAAAAAAUCUUAACUGGAUUAAGAAGACAAUGGAGGCACCUGCAGCUGAAUAACUCUUCUCUUUGAGUGAUGCAGAUAUGUUUUUCUCUUUUUUUGUUGUUGUGCUGCUUUUAUUUAAUCUGCAUUUUGUUACAAGAAAAGUGUGUGUAAAGAAAAAAAAAUACAAAUAAAAA